CUCACUUACACUACACUUCGUGUUUCUUGCGACCUUCUGGAAGGAUACAGAAUGACGGCUUCGGUGAUUAUAUAUCCUAUCGUGUGCAUAUUGGCCGUUAUGACAGUAGUUCACGGUCUAGACGUAGCGCGAUUACAGAUGUUGUCCGAGAGCAUAGUGAAGUGCAGCGAGGAAUUGGGCGGGUCGCCGACUGCACCAACUGCCGAAAUAAUUGUAUGCGCGGGGGAAAAGGAUGGCAAAGUCUUUAACGCAAAUGGUGAAUACAUGAAAGAUGCAGCCAUAAAGGCAUUCGAGGAUUUUGUUUCCGACGCAGACAGAUUGAAAAAAGCGCAAGGGAUGUACGCCCAGUGUCACGAUAACGGGGUUCAAAGUGGAUCCACCGGCCGAGAGCAGUCGUUGAAGAUUGCCGGGUGUUCUUUGGCAAUUUUGCCUCUAUUGGACGCACCACAAUAAAAGUGACUUGCGGAUUUUCUUCCAUACAAUAUUCUAAACGCUAUCUUUACCUUUUUUCCGAGGUUUUCUGUAUAACUUUAUGUUUCCAGUUUGAUAUAUUUUUGUCAAAAUGUAUCUUUAUAUUGGUAAUACAAUAAAAUAAAGUUGAAAUAAA
Dinoponera quadriceps is the source of this 607-nucleotide messenger RNA. RefSeq lists its product as uncharacterized. The transcript has 5 exons. The coding region runs from base 52 to 453 and encodes 133 amino acids. The record is from RefSeq and is a predicted model, not a curated record. NCBI's taxonomy places the organism in Eukaryota, Metazoa, Arthropoda, Insecta, Hymenoptera, Formicidae. Gene Ontology annotation, molecular function: odorant binding.